Molecule: messenger RNA, 227 nt
Organism: Linum tenue
Lineage: Eukaryota; Viridiplantae; Streptophyta; Magnoliopsida; Malpighiales; Linaceae
Source: the annotation of a GenBank genome assembly
GGUUUUUCACCAAAAUCAAUUUCACCAACGGUCGACUGCACAGAAGCAGGGGAGAAGAAGAUGAUUCCAAACGACACCGGAUCGACGAAAACGGAAGUAAAGAAGAGAUCUUGGAGUGAUGUCGUUUCUGGCAAAAUGCCAAUUAGUACCUAAACUUGUAAUUUUCAACCUUUACCCUUUUCGGGCUGUCCUUUCUUUUCUUGCAAGGUUUGUCUUCUUUCUUCAAA